AUGCUGGUCAAUCAGCCAAAUUGGGACUACUCCCUUGUAAACAAAAAGAGUAAAGAAAGACCAACGCCACUUCAUGAGGCAGCAAAAAAUGGUCACGAGAAAAUCAUCUCGAUAUUGCUUGAUAGAGGUGCCAAAGUCGAUGAGAGGGACGAAAAACGGAGAGUGCCACUCCAUGAAGCAGCUGCUGGUGGGCAUACUGGGAUCGUGUCUCUUCUACUCCAUAAAGGCGCCAAAGUCGACGAGAUGGACGAGGCAGGGAGAGUGCCACUCCAUGAAGCGGCUGCCGGUGGGCGCAACACGGUCAUCGAAAUUCUACUCGCAGGCAUUAAUAUCAAAGACAAGGAGGGCCGCACUCCACUACACCAUGCAGCAAAGGAAGGGCACCUUCCCUCAGUAUCGGUCCUUCUGAGCCACGGUGCUUGGGCGGAUGUGCCUGACAACGACGAGCGGACGCCGCUCUACUUGGCGGCCAUACAUGGCCGGCUCGAAGCCGUGCAGAAACUCUUAAGCGAGGACGCCGAUUUCAGAAAAACUGAUAUCGAAGGGCGUGGUAUUAGCGCGGUGCUAAAGGAGAUCUCUGAUGAGAACUUCAGCGAGGAGGUCAAGGAGCAGCUGUCCCAGAUCAAGAAAUUAUUUGAGGGUUUAAGUCGGUCACCUGAACUAUAUACAGAAUCAAUAUGUGGUAACGAGGCCGUCGACAGCCAAUUCAGCUGCGCAAUCAUUAAAUUUGCUUCGGGAAUUUUUCAGCGCCAGAGAAAAAACAGCGAACCUAGUAUCGACAAAGUUAUCAGCGGUCAAGAGGAAAUAUUUGGCCCCAGAAUGGAAGAGAAUGAUGUGCGGUUUCGAUGGUUGCAUCUUCCCGUGAACAAUGUAAGUUCUACAGGUUCCCAUGACACUGACAUAACUAACGUUUCCGAAUCCUAG
Aspergillus nidulans FGSC A4 is the source of this 924-nucleotide messenger RNA. Its product is annotated as ankyrin repeat domain-containing protein. The coding region runs from base 1 to 924 and encodes 307 amino acids. The record is from RefSeq and is a predicted model, not a curated record. The transcript has 2 exons. NCBI's taxonomy places the organism in Eukaryota, Fungi, Ascomycota, Eurotiomycetes, Eurotiales, Aspergillaceae.